UCGAGACCCGCUCCGAGGCCGCCAGAGCCUCGCCCGGAGCCACUCGACACCGAUGGACUCGAACUUGCCGCCGUUCUCGUUCUUCACCGCGCCAGAAGGCGUCUACACUCUCGUCUCGAGCCUCAACGUCCCCGCACCUGGCGCACCCAACGCCCCUGCGUCCUUCCCCUCCACGGGAGGGCCAGCUCCCCCCGCUUCAGCCGGCCUCGGCGGCCCUGCCGCUCCCGCACCCGAGCAGCCCGCCGCACCACCGCCAAACCCUGCACGGCUCGCCGUCGUCGCGGUCCAGCUCCCGACCAAGGACGCCGGCGCGGGAGGAGGAGCAGGAGGAGCCGGCGGCAUCUCGGGGCUGGGCCUCUCUAUCGGGCGCGGCAAGGGCAGGGACGACGGGCCCGGCGCGACGGCCAUCCCGGGCGCAGGAGGAGAUGGAGCGGGCUACGGCGAGGGCGGCGGCAACGGCGGCGGCGCCGGAGCGGGAGGCCCGAACGGCCAGGGCGGCGCGCCGUCGAGCCCGGUGCCGAAGCGCAAGCCGCUCACGAGCUCGUUCUCGAUGCUCGGCGGCCUCGCGCUCGCUGCCGAGGGGGCGGCGACGUCGCGCCCGGCGCGAGCGCUCAAGGGCUCGAGCUCGUCGUUCGUGCGCAGCUGGGAGGGCCUCCCGCUCUCGCAGGUCCAGCUGCGCGGCAUCGCCGACGCCAACGCAGGUCGCGACACCGUCUUCGGCUUCCAGACGGUCGGCAAGGCGCUCGUCAUGAGCGAGAUCGCUAAGGGCAAGGACGCGCUCGCCAAGAUCCUCUUCGCCUCGAUACCGACCUGCAUCGACGCCAACCAGCACACGGCAUCGGCGGCGCAGAUUGACGUCCUCGUCGGAUUCGCGACCGGCGACAUCAUCUGGCUCGAUCCGCUCACGGCACGGUACUCGCGGUACAACAAGUCGGGCUGCAUCACGUCGUCGCCCGUCACGUCGAUCCGGUGGCUCCCUCCUUCCCCUCCGACCUCACCCUCGUCCCCCUCGCUCGACGGCGGCCUGCCCUCGCACCGCUCAAACCUGUUCGUCACGUCGCACGCCGACGGCUCGAUCGUCCUGUGGGACAAGGACAAGGAGGACUGGAACGGCUUCGUCGCUCAACCUUUUCCCGCCCGGCCCGGGUCGGCGGUCAACUCGCCGACGCUCGGCGGCGGCGGCAACGGCGUCGGUGAUUCCUCGAGGGAGAACGAGUGGCCUCUCGCUGGAGCGGGCGCCGCGGCGGGACGGCCGGCCAAGAGCGCGGCGGGGCAGGAGGACAUGGUCGUCAGCCGGCCGCCGGCGACGGACCGCAAGGGCCAGAGCACGGUCAAGCACAAUCCGGUCGCACAUUGGAGGCUGAGCAGCAAGGCCAUCACGGCAUUCGCCUUCUCGCCCGACUUGACGCUGUGCGCUGCGGUCGGCGACGACGGCUGCCUGCGCAUCAUCGACGCCGUCGAGGAGAAGUUGCUCGACGUCUUCUCGAGCUACUUCGGCGCGCUCAACUGCGUCGCGUGGAGCCCUGAUGGGCGCUUCGUCGUCACCGGCGGUCAAGACGACCUGUGCACCGUGUACGCUCCACUCGAGCAGCACGUCGUCGCGCAUUGUCAAGGACACGCGUCGUGGGUGACGGGCGUCGCGUGGGAUGCGUGGCGGAGCGAGGACCGCACCUUGCGGUUCGCCUCGGUCGGCGAGGACUGCAAGCUCGUCCUGUGGGACCUGUCGAGCGCGUCCCUGACUCGCCCAAAGGCGCAUGCUCACCCGCACGCUCGGCGCCACUCGACCUCGUCCCAGACGUCGCUCCACCGCCGGUCGAUGAGCGAGUCGGGCCCGCAGGCGCCGCUGUACCCGUCUGAGCGCGUCGGGCCGGCGUUCCACCCUGCGCCUCGACGAGACGACGUGUCGCUGCUGCAGCCGAUCAUGGUCAAGGCGCUGUCGGCCGACCUGUUCUCGGACGUCGCGAUCCUGCCAGAGUACCUCGUGCUCGGAACGAGGAACGGCCACGUCCUGCAGUUCGACCGGCCGCCGACGGGUGCGCUCGAGGGCCUCAACAGCGAGUUUGCGGCGUCGGUGGUGCGGAUCGACGCGAGGGCGCGGUAGCUCGAGCGAGUCGUUGUCAUGCCCAGUGCGCGUUGCAGUUCUU
Rhodotorula graminis WP1 is the source of this 2144-nucleotide messenger RNA. RefSeq lists its product as uncharacterized. Lineage: Eukaryota; Fungi; Basidiomycota; Microbotryomycetes; Sporidiobolales; Sporidiobolaceae. Gene Ontology annotation, biological process: carbon catabolite repression of transcription. Gene Ontology annotation, molecular function: protein binding. The record is from RefSeq and is a predicted model, not a curated record. Gene Ontology annotation, cellular component: cell division site; nucleus; cell tip. The coding region runs from base 53 to 2101 and encodes 682 amino acids. The transcript is spliced from 8 exons.